This is a messenger RNA of Entamoeba invadens IP1, 756 nucleotides long. RefSeq lists its product as hypothetical. The record is from RefSeq and is a predicted model, not a curated record. NCBI's taxonomy places the organism in Eukaryota, Evosea, Mastigamoebida, Endamoebidae. The coding region runs from base 1 to 756 and encodes 251 amino acids. The transcript has 2 exons.
AUGAUUUUAUUCUUGCUACUUCUGAUAACAAGUUCUUUAGCUCUUGGAGACGUGGAAGAGUAUGAAUUGGAUGAUAUAGAUUUGGACGAAUAUGAUAUGGAGGACUUGUACGAUACUGAGGAUUUUAAUGACAAAUCUAAGUCUUCGAAAAAAAAAUCAGCAACAAAGAGUGCAAAAAAGAAACAAAAGAAGUCAGCUGCUGCGCCUAAGCCAAAGAAGUCAACCAAAAGUGCAGCAACAAAACAAAAAAAGUCUGCUGCCAAAGCACAGAAGAAGGCUGCCAAGGCUCAGCAAAAGAAACAGAAAAGCCAAGCUAAAGCACAGAAGAAACAACAAAAAGCAGAGAAGAAGGCUCAGAAAAACCAACAAAAACAACUUAAGAAUCAAGCCAAAGCCGAGAAGAAACAACAAAAAGCAGAAAAGAAAGCUGCCAAAGCUCAACAGAAGCAACAAAAGAAUCAAACCAAAGCCGACAAAAAGCAGCAAAAGGCAGAGAAGAAGGCUCAAAAGGCUGAACAAAAGCAACUUAAGAAACAGCAAAAGGCAGAGAAGAAAGCGGAGAGGAAAAAGAAGAGUGCAGAGAAGAGUGCAGAGAAGAGAGCACUUCGUAAAGAAAAAGUCGACAAAUUCCUCGACUCUGAAAAUGGGCAAAAACUGACCAAAAUAGCGUCCACGGGUGUAAAUCUAGCUGGAAAAGCAUUGACCAAAGGGAAGUUGGAUGAGCUGAUGGUAAACGAACAAAGAGUGGAUCUGUAG